GAGAAUCCACAUUACCGAGCAGAAUUUUAAGCCGAGUCUCGUACCGAACCUCGAGCCGAAUGUUUAGUCAACCCUCUAAUCAAGCUCCGUCACAAUACAAAAGAGAGUUAAAAUUUUUAAAACGUGCGUUUAAAACAAACAUCGGCUCGAAGUUCAGUUUCGCAGCUCAGUUGUUCUUGUACUUUUUUCAAUUUUAGCUUUUUGUUUUCCAAGGAUGCGGCAUAAAUAAUGUCAUCUUUUUUUUUUUACAUAUAACACUAUAGUUCAUUAUUAAUUUCUUACCAAGCAUCGUUUCUUUUUAAUUUAUUGUAAUGCUGGGGAUUUUUAGCACCCGAUAGUAAUAGUCUCUUAUUUUCAUAAGCACACUCAUAAUUAAUUGCAAAUUCUUUUUAUCACAGAUUAUUCUCCCUCUUGUUAUUACUAAUUAAAAACUAAUCGCAUAGAUUAAUUUGUGCAUAUGAAUGCACAUGGAUUGAAACGAAUCCUGCGAUUGAUGGACAACUGUCCAUAUGUUUCAUACGUUAUCCGUCAUUUGCCACCGUUGUAACUCGAGGCUCGGUUAUCAUCCCAUAAAGCGAAUAACUUAAUCAUACAAAAAAAUUCUUUGAUGCGAUGACAAAAUACCAACUAGUGAAAGCGAGCUGCGAAUUGAAUUGCAUGUCAUCAAAAUGCUUGCGACCCCCAUGGAACGAACAUGCGAUUGUUCACGUGAUAGUUCCCGCCAAUGUCCGACUCGAAAUUCGAUUCAACAAUGUGGACACGUGAUCGCCUCGCGACAAUAUUCGAUUCGAGGUUCGGCUCGAUAAUGUGGACCCUGCUUUAUAUAUAUUAUUAAUUGUCACCUGAUCGCGUUGACGCCCAGACAGUCAUCAGCGGAGUCUCGAAGGUGAAUCGUAGUGGCAACGCACGAUUCAAGACGGAUUUUACCACAAUUAUUAUGACGGAAUCUAAGAAAACAUCCCAGGUUUCGCUCGGACUUGGCGGCACUUCGGUGGAACAUUCAGAUGAGCCGAAGCGAGGUAGUUGGUCCAACCAGAUCGAAUUUGUUCUAUCCUGCAUCGGAUACGCCGUUGGCAUCGGCAAUGUUUGGCGUUUCCCUCUCUUCAUAUAUCGCAAUGGUGGUGGCGUCUUUUUGAUACCUUUCAUUCUCAUGCUGUUUACAAUGGGUCUGCCUAUAUUCUUUCUGGAACUUUGUAUGGGUCAGUACACUGGACUAGGACCCAUAAAGGCUUUCAGCCGCAUGGCACCAGCAUUUCAUGGUCUAGGUUAUUGCACGUUGGUUGUCAUUUUCCUAGUGUUGAUAUACUAUAUGAUAAUCGUCGCUUGGAUUUUAUUCUAUACUUUUGCUUCUUUCUCUCCAAAACUCGCCUGGGCGCACUGCGAUAACGAUUUUAACACUAAGGAUUGUUAUAGCGGCCUUGAAGAUAUAACAUGCCAGCAGAGCACCAACUCGAACUCUAUAUUUUACAACAAUAACUGCGUGGCCAUCCACGCGGUCUGCUCGAAUUUUGGUUACUUCAACGGCGGCAAUACCACUCACUGUUUCAACAACAGCGGAGCAAAAGCCUUCAGCGAUAUCUACAAGCGGGUACUAUCGUCCGAAGAAUAUUUCAGAGACUACGUUCUUGGUUAUCGCGGUGCCACAUGGGAGAACUUUGGUGGUAUACGAUGGGAAUUGUUUGGAUGUCUCACUUUAGCUUGGACAGUGUGCUUCCUGUGUCUAGUACGCGGCAUUCAGAGCAUCGGCAAGGUUGUCUACUUCACUGCCCUUUUUCCUUAUGUUAUCCUCACAGCUCUGCUAAUACGAGGUGUUACGUUAGACGGCGCCGAUGAAGGCGUUCUGUGGUACAUCAUGCCCAACUUUUCGAUGCUGAAAGACGCCAAAAUGUGGGCGGAUGCCGCCUCUCAAGUCUUUUAUUCGCUCGGUAUCGGCUGCGGAUCUUUGGUCACCCUCGCGAGCUACAGCAACUUCAACAACAAUUGUCACAGGGAUGCUAUUUUUGUUACCUUUACGAAUCUACUCACUUCCGUUUUCGCUGGCUUCGUAAUAUUCUCGGUACUCGGAUUCUUGGCCCGGGUGAUGCACAUGCCGAUCGACAAGGUGGUUCAGGACGCGGAGGGAUUGGCUUUUAUCGCUUACCCAGAGGCAGUGGUACAGAUGAGGUAUCCGAAUCUCUGGGCCAUUCUAUUCUUCUUCAUGCUCUUCAUACUCGGCCUCGGUAGCCAGUUUGCAGGCGUACAAGCGAUAAACACUGCCAUACUGGACAGGCGUCCAGAUUUGCGAAAAUAUGAAAGUCUUGUGAUAUUGGGAAUAUGCGUUGCCUGCUGGCUUCUAGCGAUUCCGAUGGUGUUCGACGGCGGUAUCUACUUGUUCAAACUGAUGGACUGGCAUACCGCUUCGUGGGCGAUCCUAUUGAUCGGCUUCGCCGAAAUCGUUGUACCCUCCUGGUUCUACGGAUGCAACAAAUUCCUGAGUAACCUCGCUGAAAUGAAAAUGAGAUUUAAUCACUUUAUCCACGGCUAUUGGUGGUUAUGCUGGGUAGUCCUCGCACCUCUCACUUGCCUAGGGGUCUUUGGAUAUCAGCUACAUCAAACCGACUUCCGGGGAAGUUAUGGCUCGUAUGAAUUUCCCGGCUGGACGAGCGUAAUUGGAAUUGGGAUCGGAUUGGCAACGUUGAUGCCAUUGCCAGUCUUCUUCCUUGUGCAAUCCUGGAAAACCGAGAGUUUCUGGGCCUUAUUUCGACCCUCACCGUUAUGGAAAGCGGCCGAGAAGAAUAAUACAUCGGAUAAUGACAGCGUCAGCACUGCGGUGAUCAAACCGGCAUAUGUUUCCUCAGAUUUCUCAGUUUUCUCAAGACUUAAAUUCUUCUAUAUACACAUGGUAGAGAAAGAGACUCGAAUAAAUUCUGAAAUAUAGAUCAUUUCCUAAUGUAAGCGGGAAUAAUUUCAAAUGCGAAUUUAACGUGCGAAAAAAAUUAACGAAACUGAUUUAAAUAUUUUAUGUUGCUGUAUAAAUUAUGCUCGUUUAUUUUUGUAACGCAUAUUUAAAUUGACCAUCUUGGGCUAAAACCCUCUCUGUUUCUUUAUUUUAAUCAUAAAACAUCUAUAUUGAAAAAUCAUUAAUAUAUUGAAAUUAUUCAAAAAUUAUAUUAAUCUGAAAACAAUUUGCUUGUAUUGAAUUUCUUCUUUAAAAUUAUGCAUGUUAAAUAUCACGCUAUAUAUCUAGUUUUUGAAGCUUUUACGGCUCUUUUCUUUAGUACAAUUUGGAAUAGAUAGACGUACAAAUGAAAUUUAGUAUUCAUUACGAUUCACGUAAUGACAACUAAAGAGAAUAUUUGCAUUAAUAAGUAAGAUGAGGGAAUGAAGAUGUCGGGAGAGAAAAUAACUUAUUCCGUUCUAGGAAUAUAUUUACCUAAGAACAAAAAUGUU
Molecule: messenger RNA, 3429 nt
Organism: Formica exsecta
Lineage: Eukaryota; Metazoa; Arthropoda; Insecta; Hymenoptera; Formicidae
Product: sodium- and chloride-dependent glycine transporter 1-like
Exons: 10
Coding region: 938-2917 (659 amino acids)
Biological process (GO): sodium ion transmembrane transport
Cellular component (GO): membrane
Molecular function (GO): glycine transmembrane transporter activity
Source: RefSeq, a predicted model, not a curated record